Maudiozyma saulgeensis is the source of this 441-nucleotide messenger RNA. Lineage: Eukaryota; Fungi; Ascomycota; Saccharomycetes; Saccharomycetales; Saccharomycetaceae. The record is from the annotation of a GenBank genome assembly.
AUGUCUCUAGUCGUCCAAGAACAAGGUUCUUUCCAACACAUUUUACGUUUGUUAAACACUAACGUUGACGGUAACAUUAAGAUCGUCUACGCUUUGACCACCAUCAAGGGUGUUGGUCGUCGUUACUCCAACCUUGUUUGUAAGAAGGCCGAUGUCAACUUAAACAAGAGAGCUGGUGAACUAACCCAAGAAGAACUAGAAAGAAUUGUUCAAAUUAUGCAAAACCCAACUCAAUAUAAGAUUCCAGCUUGGUUCUUGAACCGUCAAAGAGAUAUUGCUGACGGUAAGGACUACCAUGCUCUAGCUAACCAAGUCGAAUCUAAAUUAAGAGAUGAUUUGGAAAGAUUAAAGAAGAUCAGAGCCCACCGUGGUAUCAGACAUUUCUGGGGUCUACGUGUCAGAGGUCAACAUACCAAGACCACUGGUAGAAGAAGAUCUUAA